Messenger RNA from Zophobas morio, 1851 nucleotides. It is a transcript of the gene wgn, whose product is annotated as tumor necrosis factor receptor superfamily member wengen. NCBI's taxonomy places the organism in Eukaryota, Metazoa, Arthropoda, Insecta, Coleoptera, Tenebrionidae. The record is from RefSeq and is a predicted model, not a curated record. The transcript is spliced from 4 exons. Gene Ontology annotation, molecular function: protein binding. Bases 349 to 1110 code for a protein of 253 amino acids.
UCAGUUGUUGAACGUGCGUGCAGCCAACGGUGACGCUUCCAAAAUCGAGCUCGUCCACACCAUGCACGAAAAAUCGGCGUUUGUUGCUGGCUGCGGUUAAACAGUGCGUCUUGAGUAAAUUUUUGUGUAAACAACAAAUUACAUUUUCGCGUCGACUCGGCUCACACGAACUAAAAGCUAAUUUUGAAAUAAAGCCCGCUACUGAAGUUGCGAUUCACACAAGUACGCACGACGUCAAGAGGAAAAGACGCGCUUCACUGUUAAAUAAAUAAUAUGUGGCGUAAAAGUGUGCGGGUUUUUGUUAGUUUGAUCAUUUGCAACAUAUGAGCAGUGGGAUCGACCGCACGUAUGGAGAUUCGUAAAACUGUCAAGGUGAUGGUGUCAGGGUAUGGUUCCUUGCUGAUAAUCUCGAGCUUGGUGUGCAUGGGUUCGGCAUCAAUCUGCAUCCAGGGCAAACAGUACCUGAGUACAAAGUUAGAGACAUGUGUGAACUGUACGCAGUGCGCGGUAGGUGACAUGGUGAUCCGCCCCUGCGAGGUCCACCGGGACACGAUCUGCCGGCCCAUCAACGAAAUCUUCAAGUUCAUCCAGCCCAAUCCGCACCGGCAUGGCCACAUGUUCCGGCCGGCGCACCACGACAAGACCGAGGACGGCGACCGCGACGGCGAGGACAAGCCCGUCGGGGACGCGCCCGAGCUGGAAAUCACCAGCACCGAGGCGCCGUUCUCCAGCGCCGAGACGCUAGUCUGGGACUGGCAGGCCAUCGCACUCAGCUCGGCCGUCUUCGCGUGCUUCCUGUUUUUUCUAGCCAUCACGCUGUACUCGCUGCACCAGGCCAAGCAGUGGAGGAGGCUGAAGGAUAACUUCGAUGCCGAUGUGGAGGAGCUGUCCGCCAAACUGAGCCUCAUGGCGGCGUCGUCGAGCGAGAAGGGUGAAAUCCUAGACCCCAAGAUAGGCCCAAUCAGCGACGGAAACUACCUCAAUAACAGAUGUGUUUAUUUAGAACAACUGCUCAACGUGCGGAAGGACACCAAGAUCGGGUCGGAGGGCGGCGGCAACGUGUACAUCGAGGAGAGCAGCGCGUCGGCCGCCACCGGGGGCAAGACAUAGUGAAGCACGAGGGCGCAACCCAGGGGCCACAAUUCUGUCGGCGCUGCGGCGCGUGUUUUUGUAGAUAUCGAAUCGCUAUUUAUUAAAUUGGACCUGUAAAAUAUUGCCAAUAAAAAUCUAUUUAUUUUAAUUAGAUUUAGCUAAAAUUAGGAUCUUGGCAUCAGAUGUAAAUAAAUCAAAGUAAAAAGUCUAGACCGAAGUAUGAAUGAACUCUUGGCAUAUGAAUACGAAGUAUUUGGAUGUACGGUAUCUAAAAAUAUGGAGGCCUAGGCAACAUCUGGGUGUUCGUGUUAUGGAUCUGGAGGACGCGUACCUAAAUUUCGGAAAAUUCUCGCCCACGUGGAACGUUACGUUAACGAACGCGAGCAGGUGUGCCUCAGAACUGAAUUCAAUUUCCGGUCCUCGACGAUUACUUCCUUCCUGUAUCAAACUGUUAACAUAAAUAUUUUCGUUUAAUUAGGAGACAGUUCCAUUUUGUAAAUUUUUUAUUUUAGUAUUGGGCAUCAAAUGCCCCUCUUUAGUAUUACUAAUUACGAAGUACCUUUGUUUAUACAUAUUUAGUAGCGUAGGGACGGUAGUACAAAAUGUUUAUUUUGUCGUUUUUGUUGUAGAUACCGUAGGCUUAUUCGUACAAAUCCGUUUCCUUGGACAACUUUUGUAUAGUUAUUUAUUGUAAUCAUGGACAAUGUUAUCACUAGUUGUAUGUAUAGGUGUAAGAAAAUAAACCCAUUGAAAUAUUCA